AGGAGCGGCGGCAGCGUGAGGAAGGGAGGCGGUGGCGGUGGCGGUGAUACCUUGAGCAUCCUGGGGCCGGCCGGGCCAUGAGGAGGUCCCAGUAACUGAUGCUGUAAAGAAUCUAACACACCAUGGAAGAAAGGCAAAAUGUCAAUCGCAUACCUGAAUACCGCCCCGUCCACCAAGAGGGCCAUCUUGGUGCUGGUGACAGCAACGUGUCAUCUGAGGGGCCACAAGAAACUCUUCAGCUGAAGAAGGAAAUCUCUUUGUUAAAUGGGGUUAGCCUAGUGGUAGGCAAUAUGAUUGGAUCAGGGAUCUUUGUCUCUCCAAAGGGGGUCCUGGUCCACAGCGCCUCCUAUGGGCUGUCACUUGUGGUGUGGGCCAUUGGAGGUAUCUUCUCUGUGGUUGGUGCCCUCUGUUAUGCAGAGCUGGGAACCACCAUCACCAAAUCUGGAGCCAGCUAUGCUUACAUUCUGGAAGCCUUUGGGGGCUUCAUCGCCUUUAUCCGUCUGUGGACCUCACUGCUAAUCAUUGAGCCUACCAGCCAGGCCAUCAUUGCCAUCACUUUUGCUAACUACAUUAUCCAGCCUGUGUUUCCUUCUUGUGAGCCACCAUACAUAGCUUCUCGUCUGCUUGCUGCUGCUUGUAUAUGUCUGCUGACAUUUGUGAACUGUGCAUAUGUGAAGUGGGGGACGCGUGUACAGGAUGUGUUCACCUAUGCCAAGGUUCUUGCCCUUAUUGCUAUCAUCGUCACAGGCCUUAUAAAACUGUGCCAGGGCCAUUCUGAGCACUUUCAGGAUGCAUUUCAAGGCACUUCCUGGGAUGUGGGAAACCUCUCUCUCGCCCUGUAUUCUGCCCUCUUCUCUUACUCCGGUUGGGACACCCUUAAUUUUGUAACAGAGGAAAUAAAAAACCCAGAAAGGAACUUGCCUCUGGCUAUUGGAAUAUCUAUGCCUAUUGUGACACUCAUCUAUAUCCUGACCAAUGUGGCCUACUAUACCGUGUUGGAUAUCCAGGCUGUGCUAGGAAGUGAUGCUGUGGCUGUGACAUUUGCUGACAAGGUGUUUGGCAUAUUUAGCUGGACAAUUCCUAUUGCUGUUGCCUUUUCCUGCUUUGGAGGCCUCAAUGCAUCCAUCUUUGCGUCAUCGAGGUUGUUCUUUGUGGGUUCUCGAGAAGGUCAUCUCCCCUAUCUUCUAUCCAUGAUUCACAUUGAACGCUUCACACCUGUUCCAGCGUUGCUUUUCAAUUGCACCAUGACCAUCAUCUACCUCAUUGUGAAGGAUGUCUUCCAGCUUAUCAACUACUUUAGCUUCAGUUACUGGUUCUUUGUGGGCUUAUCAGUCAUAGGGCAGCUCUACCUCCGGUUAAAGGAGCCAGAGAGGCCUAGACCCCUCAAGCUGAGCCUGUUUUUCCCUAUUGUUUUCUGCGCAUGCUGUGUUUUCCUCUUGGUUGUACCCCUUUACAGUGACACUAUCAAUUCCCUGAUUGGCGUUGCAAUUGCUUUUUCUGGGAUCCCAGUCUACUUUGUGGGUAUCUACUUGCCUGCAUCCAAGAAACCACUCUUCAUUGGGAAGAUUCUGGCUUCUAUCACUAAGGCCACACAAUUACUCUGCCGCUGUGUCCUGACUGAGCUGGACUUAAGUGAAGACAGGAGAACUGAAAGAAAAUCUGACUAGGGGCCAGAGGCUUCUUCCUCUAAGGGCAGGAAAACCAGCUGCACACGGGUCAGCAAGGCCCAGGUGACUGCAUAUCCAGGAAAUAAGACAGCAGAACCUCCUGAAGGUGGGAAAGUCUACAGUCUGGAACUCAGUUUCCUCACAUGGCAGUCCUCUUGUGGAUUGAAAACUCCAAACCCCUGUAUUGACAUCUGACAGGCUUAGGGGGGAGUCUGUGGAAUGAUGGUAGAGAAAAAUGGUCAAUGUUGGGGAGACCAUACUGGUAAGAAAAAAAUGUUUAGCAGGAAGGGGAGGGCAUGUGGUGAGGAGAUAGAGAUGUUAAGUCUAGAAAGAACAUUUAACCUUCUCCCCUUGGAGCCAGACAGUAAUAAGCCAGAGUCCUGUAGAAGAAAUGGGUCACAUCUUCAGUCUCCUAAGUCAGUCUCUUAAGUUUGGAUUUGGUCAGAGGAAAGGUAUUUUAAAACCUAGAAUCCUUCCCCAUCCCACCUUCCCUCUUCCCUCUCCCUCACUGAUAACUCUAGCCCUCAGCUUUGCCCUGCCCCCCCCCAACUCAGAGGCCAUUAAUACUAAAUCUAAAUCAAAUCUGUGUAUUAAUGGUCUCCAAGUUUUGGGGGCUGAGGGCCAGAGUUCUCAGUUGGGGGAGGCGGGGAGGGAAGGUAGAGUGGGGAAGGAUUCUAGAUUUUAAAAGUUUUCCUUUGAUCAAAUCCAAACUUUUUCUACAGGACUUGGGUUUAUUACUUACUGCCUCUGGAGUUGGGGGGUAGGGGGGAGAGGGUUAUGUGCCUUUUUUUUUUUUUUAAAUUGGGAUUAUUUAUCCAGAAUAAUUGGUCUCAAAUUGAAAUGUCAGGUGUUCAUAUGUUCAGAGGCUGAGAUAAUCUGGCUGCAUUUGUAAUUUCUGAGAUGUCCCAGCUGAUUCCUCUUGGCCUGGUUAGUUUCUGCUGCAAGUGGAGACUUUCUUCCUGAUGGGUCAGAAUUAACAGUUGGGAUUGUGCUUAGUCCAACACUUUGCACUGGCGGUGUUUUCAGUUGCUGUUGAGUAAAGGUUGACUGUAAAGUUUCUCACACUCCUCUACUUAUAACAUUUGUACACUUAUAGGUGUGCAAUGUUCACAUGUACACAAGUGUGUAUGUUAUAAGCUCUGGCUAAUGUCUUAGCAGGGAAAAAAGAUUAGCAAAUUCAUGAGUGAGGGUUCAUAUUCCUUUUGUGAAGAGGAGUAACUUUAUUCAUUUAAAUAAGGCCCUACGUCUUUAUUUUAGAUUUAACUCAUAAAAAUAUUGGUUGAUCCUGGGCCGUGGUAUGGAAAUUCAAAAAACAUUUACUGCUAAUUGCUUUGACAACUUGAAAGUAAAUGUGUUUAACUCUGACAGUGAAAAGUCUAAAUCAACCCUGAGUCAUGAAUUAUCUAAUUCUUUUCUGAUAAAGACAGGUAAUAGUCAGAUCCUUUUUCACACACAUGCACACAUCAUGUUGAUGUGUUAUGUGAUAGUAGUUUUCUGAAAACUUUAGUCUUGGAACUCCCACAGAUAGCACUGGCAUUUUCACAUAUUGACCGUGUGGCUGGAUUGCCAGGAUUCAUAUACCUCACAAGCCCUGUGGCCUCAAUGUGUGUCCCAUAUGGGAAACACACUCCCUUCCCUUCUUACUUACCCUGAUUUCCAGGAGUUGGGCUACCAGAGGGGACUUUCCCUAAGUCUGGGUGGGCUGAGAUCUCUCAGUGGUACAGUUUGGUUGCUUGUGGAAGGGUUUAGUUUAGUUUAGUUUUGUUUGGAACAUGGAGCUUCUAUGGGAAGAGAUGAAUCACCUUUGAAGGUAGUAAGGACUGUACUUAGUAAAGUCCUUUAGAACUCCUUCCCAAGCUUUAGAGCUAGGAACCUGAGACCUCCCUCUGGUAGAAGCUUCCUUCUCCUGUGCACCUAUUUCUUGGAGCUUGUCAUCCAAGCUUCUUGUCGAGAGCCUUGAAGCAGACAGUAAUGAGGUGCAGGUGACAAAGGGAGAUAAGUUAGUCCUCGUGCACAUAUUGGUCCCAAAGACUAGAGGCGUGGGUGAUGGUGGUAUGUUGUUGCCUGGUGUGUGUUCCUUUGUGUGCAACUUGGUUGCAUUUAAUUAUAGUACUGUCUAAUGCUGGACAGAGUGUUCUGCCCUGCAGGCCAGGCAGUGCUCAUCCCAGGGCCAGAGGUGAUCAGGGAUAAUAAUACCUCAUCGUUUUAUGUUGGUCCUUGUUCUUUGGCCUCAGAAUCAAUAAAAAAUGAAGAUAAGAAUGGA
Molecule: messenger RNA, 3930 nt
Organism: Vombatus ursinus (common wombat)
Lineage: Eukaryota; Metazoa; Chordata; Mammalia; Diprotodontia; Vombatidae
Gene: SLC7A6
Product: solute carrier family 7 member 6
Exons: 10
Coding region: 123-1667 (514 amino acids)
Biological process (GO): amino acid transmembrane transport
Cellular component (GO): membrane
Molecular function (GO): L-amino acid transmembrane transporter activity
Source: RefSeq, a predicted model, not a curated record